AUGGGACAACAAGAGAAAGAAAAGAUCGAGGAGACACCACAAGAGCACGAAAUCGACAUUGCUCGCAAAAAGGCUGAACGUAAAUACAAUCGAGGCAAACCGGUUGCUUUUGAUAAAGUCAAAGACAAGAAGCUCCGUGCCAAAUUGCAGCGACAAGAAGAACAGAUCCGAGAAGCAAGUGAAUCAGCAGCCAGGGCCGAGCUUUUAUUGCAAGAGGAGGCUGGUUUCCUUGAAGCAGAAGGGGUUGAGAAAACAUACAACUACCGGCAGGAUCAGUUAUCCAAAGAAGUCGAUAUCAAUACAAGCAAAAAGAUAUUUACGCUCGAUCUCCCCGAUCAUGGCCCUUAUUGCAUUGAUUACACAAGAAAUGGACGGCAUUUGCUUAUGGGUGGCAAGCGUGGUCAUCUUGCAGCAUUUGACUGGCAAACGGGUCGACUUCAUUUUGAAACACAUGUCAAUGAGCUUAUUCGAGAUGUCAAGUGGUUGCAUAACGAGACAUUGUUGGCUACUGCUCAAAAGCAGCAUGUGUUCAUUUAUGACCAAUCCGGUCUUGAAAUCCAUCGUUUGAAGCAUCAUCAAGACGUUAACAAGCUCGAGUUUCUUCCCUAUCAUUUCUUGCUUGCAUCCGUGGGCAAUGCAGGCUAUCUCAAAUACCAAGAUACAUCUACAGGCCAAUUCGUGACCGAGUUGCGAACAAAGCUAGGCUCUUGUCAUACGAUGGCACAGAAUCCAUGGAAUGCUAUUAUACAUUUGGGUCACGGCAAUGGUACUGUAACAUUAUGGUCACCCAAUUCAUCUCAGCCACAUGUCAAGAUGCUUUGUCAUAAGGGCCCGGUACAAUCGCUGGCGGUGGAUCCUUCAGGUCGAUAUAUGGCAACAGCUGGAUUGGAUGGCAAACUCAAGAUCUGGGAUAUCCGUAAAUAUGAGCCAUUGCAGGAAUACUAUUCACCUCGACCUGCAACCUCAUUAUCCAUUUCACAACGUGGUUUACUUGGUGUUGGAUGGACAUCGCAUGUCACGAUUUGGAAGGAUGCAUUCCGAACCAAGCAGCAAUCACCUUAUAUGAAUCAUUUGCAACCCUCAUCUACCAUUCGCGACAUUCAAUUUGUACCCUACGAAGAUGUUUUGGGCUUUGGCCAUGCCAAGGGUGUAAGCAGUAUUGUUGUUCCUGGAGCAGGCGAGCCCAACUUUGAUACAUUGGAGGCCAAUCCUUACCAGACUGUCAAACAACGUCAAGAAGCUGAAGUGCAUAGUCUUUUGGACAAGUUACAGCCUGAGAUGAUUGUCCUUGAUCCUACACAAAUUGGUCGUGUGACACGUGCCAGCAAGAAUGACAUCUUGAAACGUCGACGAGAGGAAGAAAUCAAGAAUGACGCUGAGAGAUUCAACCAGAUGAAAAAGAAAACCAAACGACACAUGCUGCGACAACGUAACGUGGUGGAUCCUCGAAAGGUUCAAUUACAAGAAGACUUGCAGUAUCAACGAGCCAAGAUGGAAAAGAAAAAGAAUGCAAAGCCAUUUACUACAUUAGACAUUUUCGAAUAA
This is a messenger RNA of Lichtheimia ornata, 1545 nucleotides long. RefSeq lists its product as uncharacterized. The record is from RefSeq and is a predicted model, not a curated record. Lineage: Eukaryota; Fungi; Mucoromycota; Mucoromycetes; Mucorales; Lichtheimiaceae. Gene Ontology annotation, molecular function: protein binding. Gene Ontology annotation, cellular component: 90S preribosome; small-subunit processome; nucleolus. The transcript is spliced from 9 exons. Gene Ontology annotation, biological process: maturation of SSU-rRNA from tricistronic rRNA transcript (SSU-rRNA, 5.8S rRNA, LSU-rRNA). Bases 1 to 1545 code for a protein of 514 amino acids.